Messenger RNA from Fundulus heteroclitus (mummichog), 1881 nucleotides. RefSeq lists its product as uncharacterized. Bases 186 to 1019 code for a protein of 277 amino acids. Lineage: Eukaryota; Metazoa; Chordata; Actinopteri; Cyprinodontiformes; Fundulidae. The record is from RefSeq and is a predicted model, not a curated record. The transcript is spliced from 2 exons.
CUAAAGACAGCAGCUCAGUUCGGUCGGAGGAGCUGAGAGACAAGUAGUGCUCCUUUCUACCUUUUUCUUUCUAAAUAACCAACUUUAACCUGAAGAACAAAGAAAAGACGACUGCUGGAUUGUUAACCCUAAAGGAGGAGGCGGCUAUCUUCCUUCCUGAAAUCUUUUUACGACGCCGGAGCAAGAUGUCGACCCAUAAGCUUUAUCUGGAGGCCCUGUCAGCUCUGUCAGGGUGUAACGUCGAGGCCACAACCGGACCCUCGCAGCUCACCUCGCAGGAUUUUGUCAACAUUGUAGCUCUCAGAGAGUAUUACAAGCAGAGGGGCCUUAAAGAACUGCCGUACGAGAGCUUGGGGAGUUUAUCCCUGGAGAACGUGGAAGAUCAGGACAUGUACAGUGCCCAACUGGCACUGACCGGGGAGGGACCUGCAUCGAGCCUUAAACCAACAGCUAGGAUCAAUGUCCAGGACUUCUUCCAUCCAGAGUUUAACUAUGAUUUCACCAACAUAAAGGAUGGUGAUAAGACAUUUCUGCGUGGGAACGAGAAGUACACUCGCCCCUGUGGAUGGAGACGCAUCGCCCUGCGCGUCCUAGAGAAGUAUGACAAUAACCAUUGGCUGGGGACAGGGACGGACGCCUGGCCAGUCUCCUACCAUGGCCACAACAUGGACGGCUCCCUCGGCAUCAUCCUCACCCACAAGGGCUCGCCAGACGACAACCCAAGCUUUCUGGACGCCUCUGCCGCCUCCCUGCGGAGCCCUGACACCAGAGGCAAAGGGGUGUACUCCACACCGGACAUCAAGCUGGCCGAGAAGUACUGCAAGACGUUCAAGUCCAGCGUGGACGGGAAGACAUACAAAGUGGCUCUCCAGAACCGCAUCAACCCGCAGAAGAGGAAGAACUGCCAGAGGGAGGACAUCUGGGUGGUGUACAUCCCUGAGGACUACACCGAUCCGCAGAGGAAAGCCAUCGUUGAGGAAGCCCUCCGUCCGUACGGGCUGCUGCUGAAGCAGGUGUGAGCCGACGCUCCUGGACGCUCGGUGAACCGCGUCUUCACGGAUAUGAUGAACAGCAAAAGUCAUGCGAUCUCCUUUUACCUUGGGAAAAUGGAAACGCUUUGCAGGAAAUCUUUAAAUGCUGUAGCAGGGGCAUGCGGGAAUAAUUACGGUCGUUUCUUCACUUAUGGUAUAAUCAUUUUAGCAAAGUGGUCGCACUAAAUAUUCCAGACGCAGAGAGCGUAAAUCAAGUUUUGCAUUAUGGAUACUUUUCUUCUCUUCUUGUCGCAUGUUUUUAUUCAUCAGGAAUUAAGUGCCUAUUUAACUAAAGGAGCUAAUUUUGAAAUGUGACUGGAAAAAAGAAAAAAAGCAAACAAGAUGGAAAGAUUCUGCAGUUAUCAAUGUUGAUUUUUACUGCCAUGACGAGAUGUUUAGUAAAGCUUGUUGACUGUCGCCUAUUCCUGCUUACUAUAAAAUGUUAAAAAAAGGAGGUAAGAUUGCUAUGUUUUUAAAAAUUGUUACGCACAACUGAGCUGACUUGACAAAAAAAAGCACAAAUUCCUCAAAAAUCACCCAAUCAUCAAACGAGUGAGAAACCUGUCAAGUUUUAAAGAUCACUUACUUUGUUUGUUGUUAUUUUAAAAUGAGAGUGUUGCUAUGUAGCACGGUGACAUUAGUUAGAUGUUUUACACAGCUUUGUUUGUGUGUCUGUACUACUGAUCUAGUCUGACUGGACCUUUUGUCUGAAUGUUUUUUUUUGGGGUUUUUUUUGCUUUAAUAAUCUGUUAAUUCUCUCCCUUUUCCGUGUGAGAUAAAAGUCUGUAACAGAGUAUGUAAAAAAAAUAAUAAAAAUCAAUGCAAUAAAGUGGAGAGCACAAAAAAAAAA